Cyprinus carpio (common carp) is the source of this 2125-nucleotide messenger RNA. RefSeq lists its product as uncharacterized. The record is from RefSeq and is a predicted model, not a curated record. Lineage: Eukaryota; Metazoa; Chordata; Actinopteri; Cypriniformes; Cyprinidae.
AAGUCCUGCAUUUCCUCUCGUCGCAUCACUUGUGUGUCGUGUCUGUUAGGUAGCUGCUACUUAUUUAAACAACCCAAAUUAAAAUAUGAAACAUUUGACAGGAGAGUGAUAAUAAACACGCGCUGCACGAGGAAUGAGACGCUGUUCAUUCGCUUACGUUUGUAAACUGCAGUAAAGAAAAGUGUUUUGGAAACGCUGCUGUUUACAUUUAUACAAACUGUUUUUGUUGUGAAAGAACGCGUUGUAUUUGUUGCUCAGGACGGCCCAUCCGUGAAUAAUCUGCUUCAUCUCUUCAUGUUGGGGAUGUGAUCCUCUCUCACGUUAUGGUCUCAGCCACUCAUGUGAUCAUGACUGUCCAUCCUUUCCUGGUCCUGCUGCCCAUUCUGGGGCUCCUUGUGUUUCCAUAUACACCCAUGCAUUUGGUAAAUGGCCUCCGGAUAGUGUCUAAUGUGACUGUGGAGAAACCGGAGAAUUGUUCCCUGAGUCUUUGUCCUGCCGGUGAAUUCUGUUCGAAGGCUAUUCCUAAUUCAAAACAAUCUUUGUGUUUUCUGAUCAGCUGCCCGAAUAAUACCCAGAAUUUUUCUUGUGAAAAUGUCACAGAUUUCAACGACCUGUUUGCGGAACCAGAUGUGAACACAAAUGACGCUAUCCAUCUGGGCAAAAAUCAGACUGGUGAAUCUGUGCUGACCAAUCAUUCUUCUGAUACCAACUCUUCCCAGUCUUCUCCAGAUGGUUCUUCAACUAAUGUCACACUUAAUGCUGACGACUUGAUCUCCAGGACUUCCACUACCACAAACCCGGCCACUUUAACAAACAACUUUAUGACUAUAGCGACCACCAACCUUCAGACAACUCCAACAGAAAUAAUCGCCACAACCGUUGCAGUGCCAAAACCAACAAUCAACAUAACCACUCUGACAACACCAGCCACGACAUCCACCACCACAACUACACCUAAACCAACUACAACCAGCCCUAAACCCUCUCCAACAACUACCAGAACAACCACCACCUCCACAACAGUUGCACAAACCAUAACCUCAAAACAGCCUUCUUCACCAUCGCCAUCAGGGACCAAAACAUCUGCCAGCAUCUCACCAUCAGUGCCUACAACAACUUCAUCCACUCCUUCCGCAAAACCAAUCCAAACUUCUCCAGCAUCAUCAGAUGAGAAGAAGCCAUCACCAACCACACCAAAAACCAUUGAUGCAUCUACACUGCCCAAGGACAUUCCCAAAAGGGACCAAGCCAUGAUUGAGGUGGCCGGAGACCCUUUGACCAGCCACCUGUUGAACACAAGCUCCUUGUUGGCCGUUCUUCUGUUUGGCCUCCUCUUCUUCGUGGUCACGGUGGCGCUGUUUCUCAAACAAGCGUACGAGAGUUACAAGCGGAAGGACUACACUCAGGUCGACUAUCUCAUCAAUGGAAUGUACUCCGAUUCAGGGGUCUGACCAGGAUUGUGCGGUUUACAUUUCAGUAUAUUUCCUUUUUCAACGGGUGGUAGCAGAUUGACUUUGGUUUGAGACCUCUUGGUAGCACUCAAACACUUGAAAGCCCCUUACGACUUCUAGAUACGAGAAUCCAGCUGGUGCUCGAGUGAGUUGGUUUGAUGUGUAUCUUUUGUUUCUAUGCAGAUUUAGCUUCCAUGUAAUUCUUGGCAUAUGGGGCUGAAGCCUUAGUAUUAACUUAGCCCUCAACCUUCAUUCAACGAAUGUCAUUAUUAAGGGAUUCAUAGUGCAAUACAUGGAAAUGUUGUCUAAUCUGUCAUGUCCAGUGUUUCAUCUGCGGCUGCUGAGUUGGCUGCAAUAAUUGCCUUUUUAUGUUUGUCAGAACGGUUCAGGAACAUUCAAAGAAUUAUGUAUUAAUGCCUUUUUUUUUUUUUUUUUUUUUUUUUUGUAUGUAUGUGAGAAAUAAAUGCCAAACCAGGAAUUGUGGCACAGAAGCACAUUAUUGUAAAGCCAAGGGAAUAACUCAGCCAUUGUGUAUUUAGUGUCUGGAACAAAGAUCAGAUUAGAGGAAGGGAUGAAGUAUGAUAGUUUGAUUUGAUAUGUGCCAAAUUGAUUUUGUAAGUCUUAAUAGCUGCACUGUUAAAAAGAUAUAUAAUAAAGAAAAAACUUACUUUGCA